Messenger RNA from Penicillium lagena, 906 nucleotides. Its product is annotated as aminoglycoside phosphotransferase family protein. The transcript has a single exon. Lineage: Eukaryota; Fungi; Ascomycota; Eurotiomycetes; Eurotiales; Aspergillaceae. The coding region runs from base 1 to 906 and encodes 301 amino acids. The record is from RefSeq and is a predicted model, not a curated record.
AUGGCAGACGAAACCCCUUGUUCAGCCUGCACCUGGAGUCCUGAUCGCCAGAGCUACUGCAGCUACAAAAGUCAUGUACACAUAUUCUAUGAAGCAGGUGACCGCGGUGUCUGGUCCAUCGGGUCAAAAUAUAUCCUGAAAGAGCGGUCCUGCAAGUCGCCCAGCUACGAGUCUGUCAAUACCCGCUUCGUGAAGGAGAACACCACCAUACCCAUACCCUCGGUCUUGAAGGGCUGGAAUGAUGAGGAUGAACGAUAUUUUCUCAUAGCUGAGAGAGUACCAGGAGAAAUACUGGAGAAAAUCUGGCCAAAGAUGUCUACCCCAGCGAAAGAACGUCUUGCUCAACAAACCACCGGGUAUCUCAAACAGCUUCGCCAGCUUCACUCACCCAAAAUCCAGAGCGUGCAUGGUCAGCCAGUGUAUGAUAAUUUUUUGUUUCCCGGUUAUGGGCCUAAAGGCUAUGAAGUGCCUCAUGGACCUCUCUCGUCCGACGAGCAACUCUGGAAUGAGAUGACGCCAGCCUUGAAGAACUUACCCGAUGUAGCUCGUGCGAACCUACGGGAGAAAAUGCCCUCUGCGCAGCCAUACACGUUUACCCAUGGAGAUUUGACCACUUGCAAUAUCAUGGUUGAUCCAGACACUCACUCGCUCACGGCAAUCAUCGAUUGGGAAAAUGCUGGCUACUUUCCUGUCUGGUGGGAGUUUGCUCGUGCAAGCAUUUCUUAUAGCGAUGAUGACAAGGAAUGGAAAGACUUUCUCAGGAGCUACAUGCCCGACCACUCUGCUGGGCGGGAGUUCUGGAGGGAUAUACAGGCUUUGGCGGGAGCGUUUCCUUCGCUGGUAGAUAGAGGGCGUGAGCUCAUUCGAAAAUGUGGCAUUAAAGAUGAUGAUUCGUCUCAGGAGUAA